Lactuca virosa is the source of this 1212-nucleotide messenger RNA. NCBI's taxonomy places the organism in Eukaryota, Viridiplantae, Streptophyta, Magnoliopsida, Asterales, Asteraceae. The record is from the annotation of a GenBank genome assembly.
AUGUCCAACGGUUUCACACAAAUUAGACAACAACUUACUCUUAUGAGAGCUAUUGUGCCAUGUGUGAUGGAUAAGUUUGUUGAUGGUGAUGAAUUUAUUGAUAAGAUGGAGGGGGAUGAGAAGAAGCAUGCAGAUGAGGAAGCAAAGUCUACUCAUACAGUCGUGCAGAAUAAGGAAGAUGAGAAGGAGGCAUAUAUAAAGGUCGCCAUGUUUAAGGGUGUAGAUAAAAAGGUUGUUGGCAUACAUGAUGGGUCAAAUGAUGAAUGUGGGAACAAUAAGGAUGACAAAGUUGACAUAUUUGAGGAUGUAGAAAAAAAGAAGGAUAGAUCUAUUGUCGAUAAGGGGCCAAUGUAUAAGAUACCAAAAAAUAUGGAUCACAAUAAGCAUAAAAAACGCCCAAGAGCCUAUUUCAAAUCUUCAUAUAUGAGUAUCCCUUCGACUUCACGAGAACCACUCCGUCCUCCACAUUUCAAAAUAGAUGCAUUACAGUCUGAAGAAAUAUUUGCUUUAUAUGAUAAAAGGGAUGAAGAAGCACUUUCUUUUACAUAUAGAGGCGAAUAUGUGGGGUAUCCUUGGGGCAUUGAUUUCUGGAAGCAUAUUUUCUGCCAUAAUGAUCCAAUUGAAGAACGUGGUUGGCUAGAAACUUCGCAUAUCGAUAUGUGGAGUCUUUUACUAUUAGAUACAAAGCUCCCCGAGGAAAGAUGGACGAUUAUGCCCAUCCAUUUUAUGGCCUUUUUUGACAAGAAGUCAUUGAUCCCUUUUGCAAAUGGGUCUAAGCCUCCGUAUGUAGAUUGGGCUAAUGUUGAUUUGGUGUUGUUUCCUAUCAAUAUUAACAAUUGUCAUUGGUUGACGGGAGGUAUGGACCUGAGGACAUGGACUUUAACACUUUAUGAUAGUUCAAUUUCAGAAGUAUCUAAUGAGAUAAUAUUGGAAAACCUACUAGCUUUCAAAGAGAAUUUCAAUGACUUCUUAAAGUUAAUAGAUUAUUGGACAAAUACUGGACGAGAGUCCACCCACAUGAAUUUGAAUAUUCAAUUUGCCAAAGGUGUACCCCAGCAAGUAAAUGGAAGUGAUUGCGGGGUUUUUGUUUGCAUGUGGUUAGAGGCUCUAAGUAGUGGUAAAGAGUUGAACAUAAAAACAGAUGAUGUAGCGGCCGAAUGUAUGGAAUAUCGUAGGCGUAUGGCACGGAUUAUCUGGGCACGUCGUGACUAG